AUGGACGUACAUCGAUAUGUUGUCCGUCUUAUACCGUUUCUUGGGGCAUUGAUCACAUGGCGAGUCCAUGUCGGUAGGCUGCAGGAGUUCCUUAAUAGCGACACUGCCUACAAGGAUAUCGAAGAGAUCAGCUCGGCCAUCGUUUUUUUCAGCCAAGUUUACUGCCGUGUAUCGGCCGUGGCCACCCUGCUAAUCUACUGGCGCUCGCUGCAGUUGCUGUCCAUGUACAACUUCAGACUUCGACGCAUUGGUCGAUCGUUUGCCCUGAUGGCUGGGAAGCUUCUCGCCUAUGGAUGCCUUAUGCUCGUCGUCUUCCUUGGUUUCUUCGCGUUCGCCACCGCGCUAUUCGGGGCGCGCUACGUCGAGUUCCACCACGAGGGGAUCGGGUUGACCACAGCGAUGGCGAUGUUUUUCGGCGAUGUCACUGGCGUUCAACACAUCACCGAUCCACUGUUCAAACUCUUCUUUGGGAGUUUCAUGAUCGUCUUCUACAUCUUCUCCGUGCAGAUGUUCAACGCGAUCAUCAACUACGCUUACAAUCGCGUCAGCGAGGAAAUGCAGGACCAGUUCGACAGGGAGCGUCGUCAGGCGGACACCAAAAAGGCGCGCAAGGAGCUGCGGAGGAGGCUCGCAGGCACGCGGUCGUUGGUAACACAGUGUAGGAGGUGCCUUCACAGGCUGGUGCGACCCGCGGCGGCCAAGCGGAAGGUUGGCGCCGCCGCCGGGGCCGAGGAUGCGUCGAGGAGCACGGAGCACAAGAAGUCGCAGCCAGUUCUCGAGCACCUCGACGACGAGAUGAGAGAGAAGGUUGGCAAAUGGUUGAACGGGGCCGACGGCCAGCAUUCCACUUUCAAGAUGGGUAGAGUCUUCAUGUUCUUCCUGUACGCGAUCACGUACUUCUGGUUCCUCCGUGUAAACAUCAUCAUACCAGUGAACUACGAGGUGCACGCCGCGCUGGACUCGAGCAUCAAGCCGGUUGCGAUCGAGGUCCCGACGUGGGAGGAGAACAAGAUCCAGUACAUGACGUGGGACCAGCUCUACAGAGUCAGCCAGGUCAAGACCUGGAUGCAGGAGGCCCUCCCGACUGUACUGUUCGGGGACCCCCCCGAGGAGAGGCCCCCCUGCCUGGCGAGCUGGAACUGCGUGAUCCACCUGCCGAGCGCCGACGCAUCCGAUCGGCUGGUCCUCCUCACCGCGGUCCGCCGCCCAGCGGCCAAGAACGAAGGCUGCCUGAAGAGCCCGUGCACCGACGGCAGGACGCCGUUCCUCGGCGGCCCCAGCCUCGUGCCUUUCCGGCAGUCUCCCGAGGCCGGGGGCAGCAGCCAAGCGUGCACCGAGGUCUUCAACGUCACCGGGCUGCCGUGCAGCACCUCGUGCACGGGAGGGGAGCUGAAGGUCCAGUGCUUCCUCGAGGCUUACGGUGUUCCAGCCUGCUUUUCAGUCGGGCCUCUCCCUCUACAGGAGGACAUGCUCGACCUAAGCUUACGAUAUCCCAACCGAAUUUAG
This is a messenger RNA of Prorocentrum cordatum, 1506 nucleotides long. The record is from the annotation of a GenBank genome assembly. NCBI's taxonomy places the organism in Eukaryota, Dinophyceae, Prorocentrales, Prorocentraceae.